GCGCCGUUUACUCGCUUCCCAAUGUUCGUGGCGCCGCGCUUAGUUGGUAGUCUGGGCCGGUCAAACUGGAAAACCCUAAAAGACUCACCUUACUUCUGGCUCCAACAACGGGGACAAAACCAAUCCGAGGGAAAUGGGAAGAGAAGACACGUGCCUGUAUAUAGAAUCAUUACAAGGCGGUUUCCACAUUACAGAGUCGCCCAUAGUGAUGACUAUAAUCAGGCUCAGGAAUCAUUUGCAAUACUUCAUGAUGAGGUUAUUUCCGAAAUUGAGGGGAAAAAGACCUCGAAAAAGAUACUGAAGCAAGUCAGGGCUUGGAUUGAGAAGAAUAACGUAUGUGUUGCACUACAAAAGUUGGCAGUCAAUGCUACAAUCAUAAUGAAUGUAGACGAAGACGGCUAUGCAUCAGAUUCAUCCGAUUCCAACGAGGACGGUGCCUCGUCUGUUGAAGCUUUUGAUAUUGUCGAAGCCGACCAAGUCACGAAAGAUGGUAUUGCAUCUUCGUCGUCUGAUAUGUCUCCACAAAAGCGUAGUUCCGCUCCCGUAGAAGAUGGUUUAUGCCACAAUGAAGUAGAAGAUAUGGCACGGAUUAGCGACGUGAGCGAGUUCGAUGAGGAUAACUCGUCUAGCGGCGAGGGUCGUGACAACCAUGUUGAUAAAUCACUCGCCAAGUCCCGUCGUGAUAAGCGCAAAAGCAGUCCGACCCUUUCACCCACUGAUGCAGCAUCCAACAUCGCAAUUACUUCUUCGAUAGAAGACUACUGGCCCUUUCUUACAAACCUCAUGGAUUCCUUAAUGCAAUGGGUCGAAGGACCGGUUGUUGAAAAACAAAUCCGGAGGAAUAACGUUGCACAUCAGGGAAAUAAAGAUCCGGGACUUUUAAAUAUUCCCCUGCAUUUCAUCGCUUUAUUGACGUAUCCAGAAAUUGAGCCUAAUACAAAAGUUUCUCUGACUGGUAUGUGUGAGAACAAAAGAAAUGAAACGGAGGGAAAUUGUGAAAGGGGAAGACCGUUACUAGGAGAAUAG
This is a messenger RNA of Paraglomus occultum, 1026 nucleotides long. NCBI's taxonomy places the organism in Eukaryota, Fungi, Glomeromycota, Glomeromycetes, Paraglomerales, Paraglomeraceae. The record is from the annotation of a GenBank genome assembly.